AUGCAUGUUACAAAAAAAAAAAAAAGGAAAAAAAAAAACAGCAACGCGGAGAGGAAGAGAUGGGUGCUAAUGUAGAUGGGAAAAAAGUUCUGGGCCAAGUUCUUGAAGAGAAGGUGUUACAGGUAGCACGGGCUGUGGAGGAUGCAGUCGACGAGGAGAUCGGCCAGCUGGGACGUCUUGAGAACGAUAAAGAUGACUUAGACCAGCUCAGAAGAGAGAGGCUACACCAGCUGAAGAAAUCAGCCGAGAAGCGCCAGGCAUGGAUUGCCAAUGGCCAUGGGGAGUACACCGAGGUGCCUUCAGAGAAGGCAUUCUUUGCUGAAGUCAAGAAGAGCGAGCGUGUCGUGUGUCAUUUUUACAGGGAUAACUGGCCCUGCAAGGUUGUGGAUAAGCAUGUUUCACUGUUGGCGAAGCAGCACCUGGAGACGAGGUUCGUAAAAAUAAAUGCGGAGAAAAGUCCAUAUCUGUCCGAGAAGUUGCGCAUCGUUGUACUGCCGACGCUCGCGCUCAUUAAAAAUGGGAAAGUGGAAGACUACGUGGUUGGGUUCGAUCAGCUAGGAGGGCGAGACGACUUUAGAACGGAGGUGCUCGAAGAGAGACUACAGAUGGGGCAGUUUGUAUUCCAUGAUGGAGUCUGCAUGCCUGGUUUCGCGCCUCGACCUGCAGAGAGCUCACACAGUCAGUCACAACGGCGCAGUAUUCGACAGGGCGUAUCGUUGGCAGCAUCUGAUGACGAUGACGAUGAUGAAUAACAAUCACACCAAGCGGGCCUGGCUCGUCAUCAUGUCGAGGAGGAACCUAUCCCCACGAAGGAAAGAUAAUUUAACCCAUCUCUGCGUGCAUCACACACUACAGAAUGACUACAUACGCAUUGCAAUGCGUGCACGUGGAGCUCUGGGCAAAUCCAGAAAGGCAUGCACGUAUGUAGUCGUUCCUGGCUGCAUCUCCACUGUCAUUCAUCCCUCCUGCAUGCGGCACAAUGAUUCGCUGGGGAUGCUAUGUGUAGAAGAUUGAAUCCGUAUGCGUCAUUGUAUACUCUGCUGGAAAGAGGUAGCUGCUGGUUGCUGAUUAAAGCCCUCCACAGAUUUGCACAAGUAUACUAAGAAAGGUGCACACACUGCGAGGUGAAAGAUAUCCCUCUUGAUCGGCGCUGCACUUUUUAUUCUUUUCUCUGUGGUGCAAAAACACGGGGAUGUCCUGUUCAGGACCGUUGCGGCGAAGGAGGGAGCGGGAUGCAUAUGCAUAUGCUCAAGAAAGAAUAGGAGUGGAUGUGAGAGGGAGGAUGCGUAUAAGAGAGGAGCUCGCCACGGCGGUCAAGUUGCAUGCACACCUAUCUUUUAUCUUCUUUAAUUAAAAUGAAGUCUAAACGGGGUCUUGCGUGCUGCUGUCUGGGGACAAGGACCGGUCUGGGGCGAUAUCGGUUCUUUUUGGUGGCGUUUCAUGUUUUCUUUCUUUUCAGGUUUCGCCCACUGCUUAUUUGUUUUGGGUGGAGGUGGCAAUUCAUUCCGGAUGGGAGCAAAACAGAGGGGGCAAAAGGAGGAGGAGGAGGUCGCGCUGGAUGGCGAUUCUUCCAGACAGGAGCAAAAUGGAAGGGGCCAGACAUGGACGACGAGGGGCAAAAGGAGGAGGAGGUGAUGUCCAGCACUGCAUGCAGUGGGCGUCGUCGCGUUUUUGCUGGGCACUCCUUUUUUUCUGUGUCCACAAGCCUGGCACAAAG
This is a messenger RNA of Chara braunii, 1717 nucleotides long. The record is from the annotation of a GenBank genome assembly. NCBI's taxonomy places the organism in Eukaryota, Viridiplantae, Streptophyta, Charophyceae, Charales, Characeae.